AUGGAAGUUGGGGGAACCACCACCGCCAAGAUCGCGCAAGAACAAUACGAAACCAUCAUGGCGAAAAAUAUGGAGAACAACCAUUUUUCAACGCUGUACCGACGAAUGAAGGAGAUGGAGAGACGUUGCCAGGUCAUGACGGAGCAGGGCCUAGAAAAUCAAGACGAACUAGACAACUUAAGAGCGCUCCGCAAGGAAAGAACUCGAAUAGCUGGUAUUUUGGAGAAUGGGGGCAAACCGUCACGAAAUGAAGAACUGGCGUACGCCAAGUCCAAGAACAUCGAUGAAGAUAUCAAAGAACUACAGCGGCAAGAUCUGGCUCUUAUGGUGGAGAAUGAGAAGAUGUUUGAGAAGGUGGAAAAUGCCAAAAAAUCCCUCAAAGACUAUGCCCUAAACAACAUGAAAACCACCUAUGCAUACAAACAAAAUGAUGAAUUCUACAAGGUCGGGUCGGGAAGCUGCUUGCUACAAAUGGAUCGUGAGGAUGAGAGACAGGUGGGAGCGGCGUAUGUGGCGUUUUUCAAAGAAGCAGACCUACGAAAGCUCACCCGAGAAGAAGUGACCCCCAUUGUCAAAAGAUACGCCGAGGCAAUCCCUCCUUCGAACCCAGACCGACAGAAAGUCAUGGAUUGUUGGAAUUUGUUGCGAGACCACCCAGACUGCCCACGCUUCCAGUUCUACGAGAAGGUUAAGCACACGCUUACGGAUCGACAUCGGGAUGAAUUUGUGGAGAAGUUCAACACGGUGUACGAUAAUGAGGAGCAUCGGGCGGACCUGCAGAAUAGUAUGGAUGAGAAAACCUGUGCCCGACAAUUACUAGUCCAAAAAAGGACAACAUACCACCUCUCGGACGCGCUAAUGAAGGAGUACAAGGCUUACAAGGAUCGAAUGCCAAAAGAUGAAUUGGAGAAGUUGGGGAUAACGGACGAGAUGAUCCGGACGUAUGAAAAUGGUCAGAAGAAGAAGAAAGAAGGGAAGAAAAAUCACCAAAGGGAUCGUCAACACUACAAAGGAAACCGACGACACAAUAGGGGCGACCGUGAUGGUAGGGAUAGAUAUUACGACCGACGGCAAGACCGACGAGAUGGUGGGGGAAGGAGAUAUUAUGACAAGCCGUACGACCGCCAAAGAGACUACGGGAAACCAUACUGGAAGGAAGGAAAACAGGACCGAAAGGACUUCCGAUCAAACCAUGUUGGAAAAGGAGAAAAUGGAGGAAAAAACUGA
Messenger RNA from Oikopleura dioica, 1227 nucleotides. Lineage: Eukaryota; Metazoa; Chordata; Appendicularia; Copelata; Oikopleuridae. The record is from the annotation of a GenBank genome assembly.